Molecule: messenger RNA, 1365 nt
Organism: Danio rerio (zebrafish)
Lineage: Eukaryota; Metazoa; Chordata; Actinopteri; Cypriniformes; Danionidae
Source: RefSeq, a predicted model, not a curated record
AAAGAAACAAAAGGUUAUGUUAUAUUCAAAAUGACUAUCUCUGUCAAAGGCAUUCGUCCCGACGGCAGGCCAAAUCAAAGGUUAUCGUGGGCCAACUUUGGCCACGGGCCCUAUUUUAGGCAUCUCUGCUCUAAAUGAAAGCAUUUAAAACAAAUCCAGAGAAACCAAAAAUAAACUUAAAGUUCUCUCUUAAUCUUUUACAAAUAUUUCCUAUGCCCUAUAGUUUAGCUUACACAUUCAAUGGCGAAUAUCUUUUUAAUAGCGUUAUUAAUUAAGCAACAGAUUUGUUCACUUCGUAACCCCAGGCAGGGUAACCAGCACAUGUGUUGUUAUUGCUGUAUUGGCUGCACUAUAUGAAUAUUUGUGGCCGAUCUGCAGAUGAGGAUGCGUGUGCUUGUUCUGGCGCUGCUGUUGCCGGUGUUAAUGAGCGCAGAAUCAGAAUGCAGGUGCAGCUGUCGACUCACAAACAUCUCCAUCACUGUGGAGAGCGAAGAAUGUGGGAGCUGCGUCACAAUCGACACCACAGCCUGUGCAGGACUAUGCUGGACAAUGGAUCGAGUUUACCCUAGUUCCAUGGCACAGCACACCCAGAAGGUCUGUAACUUCAAGAACUUGAUGUACAAGAGCUACGAGUUUAAAGGCUGUCCUGCAGGGGUUGAUUCAGUCUUCGUGUACCCCGUGGCUCUGAGCUGUGAGUGCAACCAGGUUAACUCAGACACAACAGACUGGGGAGCUAUCAGCCCGCAGACCACCAGCUGCAGCAUACACUAGAGCACUGUAUCAUGACCUUAACAACAUCUACAUUGCAGAAUCAAAUUAAGUAAGGAGUACAAUUAGACCAUUUAAGGAUAUCAAUUAUUUACAAAACCUUUAGUUUUUCAUGCAUCCCACACACAUGGUAAUUUGGUUACUUGAAUUAAUCUGUUGUGUUAAUUCUAUAGUUGGUACUAUGGUAACUAGAGUACUAGAGUACCCAAUGCUAUACUAGUUUUAAUUACUGUUAAUUAUAGAAAAGUAUGCUACAGUAUUUAUUACAGUUUUUCUGUUUUCAAUAUUUAGUACUACAGUAUGCUAGUGCAUUCAUUAACAAUAAGCUGUAAAUACUAUAAUAAAUACAGGUUAAUACACUUUACUAUAGUAUGCUUGAUAAACACUAUUAUUUAAUGUGAGUUACUAUAGUACUUUUCAAUUGGGAUUUGUCAUUUUGGAUAUUGUGGGCUUUUUGGCUAUUCAUAAAGUUUUUUUUUUUUUUUUUGAAAUUUUCAGUCAAAUGGAAAGAAAUCCACCAUAAUACACUUGUGUUUCUUUUGUCAAACUUAUCAAUUUGUGUCUGUAGAUUUCAAUUACAAUACAUAUUUUAAAGGC